Molecule: messenger RNA, 3728 nt
Organism: Pomacea canaliculata
Lineage: Eukaryota; Metazoa; Mollusca; Gastropoda; Architaenioglossa; Ampullariidae
Product: C-type lectin domain family 4 member F-like
Exons: 8
Coding region: 811-2655 (614 amino acids)
Source: RefSeq, a predicted model, not a curated record
GACUUCAUCCCCUCAGCUUAUCACGUGAACUUCCUACUCACCAUCGAUAUACUUUAAUAACAAACAUCAUUAAUACAGUUGUUUAGAUCUACUAGAAUUAUAAAUAUUUGUACCAGUGCAGCACAGGAAAGCUUUUAAUAAUAAGUAGCCUGCAAUCCAGACAGAACAAACGUUACGAAAACAAAGGGCAACGACUGGUACAUGUAACGUUCGUAGGCUCCAGGGCAAAGUUCAUGAGCUUACCAUGAGCUGGCACGAUAGAGAAGGAAUACAAGAGGUAAGGUGAAUGGUUUCGUUGAGACAAUGAGGGACGAAGGUUAGAAUCUCUGGUACAGAGGCGAGGAAACUCAACAUGAGCAUGUCGUGAGAUUCCUCCCGAGCAAAGAGGUGGACGAAGCAGUCUUCCGCUGCUACUACUUUCAGUUAGGCUGCUCGCCCACAAUAUGACCAUCAUGGCAGACAGUGGACGCUCACACUUCUACAUAUAGCGACCAGGAUGUGGAAACAAGUAGUGAAUCAGUACAUCCUGUGCUUGAAGAUUUCAUGUGAACACAGGCCAUAACACUUACCAUUAGGGGGCUCUGGUCGUGGUGAAACAAUUGACAGGAGUCUGAAGGUUCACUGGUACGUGGUUUGAAGGCAGAGAACUUUGAACUCUCAGGGACAAAAGAAUCCCACACAAUAAUACACCACAAGUGCAAGGGAGCUAAUCUGACACUGAAUGAGCCUACGGCAAAUGUUACCGUCCUUCAUGUCUUUGUAUUUCUCGGGAGAGAAACUCUAGCAAGCACCUCGGUACCGGCUACGGGAAUGUUUGAGAAGCGUUUGAACGUUCACAAUAACGGAAGAGUGACCUUGACCAAUCUGACGUCAGAUGACCUGGGGAGAUACCGAGUGGAGGUCCGAGCUGAGGACCAAAUCACACACAACAUCAGACUGAUUAUUAAAGAGCCGCCUACAUCAGCAGACGGAGAAUUAUUGGUGAUGAAGAAUGCCUUGUCAGACACAAACUCUAUUCGCAUGAAGUGUGGCGCGUUUACAACUUUGGGCUUCCCGCCUGUGUCAGCAGUGUGGAAGGAUCCCGCAGGACGAACACUAAGCAGUGACGGCUUUGAGGAUGAGUACUUUUACCUGGAUGUACCUGCCGACACGGCGGACUCUGGCGACUACUGCUGUCAGCUGGACUGUCGAGCCCCCGACUUCUGUUGUCUUGACGACCAGUCGCCGCUAAGGUCGUGCGCAACAAUACCUGUCCAAACAGACAGAAAGGUCGAGGUCACGACUGACGACAAGACAUCUUCAGGAAACGUAACUCAAGCGAUGGCUUACCUGGUUCACCGACAAGCCAGGUGUGACCAGCUGGACACUUACAUCACAAAGGUGGAGACGUUACAAGUGGACAUGUUGAAAGGCAUCGAGAACAUGAGGAACACGACUACAGACGCUCGAGUCCAGCUAGAGACAGAAACGAACCACAAACUGUGGAACUUUCAGCUUCAGAUGGAUUCUAACGCGUCUAAAGUUAUGGAGUCUUGUAAUGUUAGUCAGCAGCAGCUACUGACUACAGUUUCUGACAAACUUUUAGAGCUGGAAACGAAGUUAAACAAGGGCUUGGUCCACCUUCACAAUGCAAGCUUUACUGCUGAUAGAAGACUCGAGGCAAACAUCAACCGAUCCGUGGAACAUCUCCAGAAAGUACAAUUGCAGCUGGAUACUAACAUUUCUAAAGCUGUAGAAUCCUAUAAUGAACUUCAGCAGCGUCUAAUGGAGACAUCAGAGGAACUGCAGUUAAACCAAACUACCUUCUCAUAUCAAGUGGAAAACAUUGUAACUAGACUUGACAAAGAUGGGGGCAUUGAAUCAAAACUUACCAGAGCUGCGGACCAGGUUAAAGAUUUGCAACAGAGGAUAGAAGAAAUUUCCGAGGCAGCUGAUAAACAACAAUCACAACUUAACAAGCAAAUUACAGAACUUGCAGCUGAAGGGAAGACAGGACUUUCUGGUCUGCAACAAAUAACAUCAGAUCUCAGAACUACGUUGACCAGCAAUGUCCAGACAUUGACAAACCUGAUUUCGCAAACUGAGCUUCGGGUGUCGGAACUCGAGAAAAAACUGUCAGUCAUCGACAAUACAUUGAACAGACUUGAGACGAAUACAAACAAAUCAUUGGAAGUCAUUCGUUCAAAGAUGUCAGCGAUUUCUAAGGUGACCCAGGAAGAUCAAUGUCGUUUGAAAGCGGGCUACGUGUGGUACCUGGGAACCUGCUUCAAGUUUUUGACGAUAAGGGUGAACUACACUACUGCAAAAGCCAAGUGCGAGGCAGACGGCGCUCACCUGUAUGACGUCAUGUCUCCCGACUUAGACGAGGAGCGUGUGCAAUUCGCUAUCAAACAAGCAAAUGUAUCGUUACCCAAAAUCAUUUGGGUUGGAGGAAACGACCUUGAGGUUGAGGGAGACUACCGCUGGAGUGAUGGAACUCCUCUGUCGUCUUCCUCUAAAUUAUGGGAUAAAGGUCAACCUAAUGACACCGUGUGGCAAGUCGUUCGGCGUAGAAUUUCUUUGAAUUUUGUAAAUUACAAUAAAGUACAGACAUUUUCCAUCCUUUCAGGCAUAGCGAAAAAAAUUGAACAUGGUUCUGUUGUUUCCACAAGGUAAUAGAGUCAUCGACUAUUUUGUGUCUUAAAGAAUCUUAUUGACCAUUGUAAUCUGUAUGUCAGUAAUACUCUUUAGUCCUGGCACCUGCAAGUUGAACUUGUAUGGGAUGAUUCAUCUAUUAAGGCAGAUGAAGUUCCUUUUAUAAAAAAACUGUGACAAGCAAUUUGUAUGAUGUAAUGCAAAUGCCAUCAAAAUUUAACACAAAACCUUCUUAGAAUCUAAUGAAUUUAGAAGAGUUGUAACUCAGGCUAAUCAGUAACUUGACAGAGAAUGUCAAUAAAUAAUAAGGAGAAUCAGGUAGUCUCUUACACGUUUUAAUGAAACAAAAACUAUGAAAACUAACAAUGUAUAGAAGGAUACCUAUGUUUAAGGAAAGAAAGAAUAUGUUAAUAGUGAAAAAGAAGAAAAAAUAUAAUAAAGCUCAGUUAGCUAAGCAAACUAUAAGUGACAUGAAACUAUUCAAUCAAGGAAGUAAAUAGACAGACAAAAUUUUUAAUGUACACAAUAAGGUAGAACACAAGCAGUGGUGGCCUCAUUUUUACAAGGUCUUUGAUACUUCUGAUGUUUCUACUGAUGAAAAAUAUUGAAUGGUACAAUAAACCUUGAAAAAAACAAUGGCAUUACACAUUUCAAAAAUUCAAAACAUUUCAAAAAUCGAAAAUGUGUAGGCGAAGACAAAAUUAUUAGUGAAAUGUGGCCAUGAGAACUAGCGAGGUUCUUGAUUUCCUGUUAAAAUUGUUGAACAUUUUAUCUUAGAAAGGUACUUUACUAUGUGAAUAGCCUAAAUCCAGCAUAGUAUUAAUACAUAAAAAAACAUAAAUGAACCAGAAAACUAUAAAGGAGUGGCACUUACUAGUGUUAUUACUACAAUUUACACAGAUAUAUUGAAUAUGAGAUUAUCAAGAUGGACGUAGAGCAGAAAAGGAGACAAGCAGGCAGUCUUUAUGAAAGGCUAUACAGUGGAACCUCGGUUAACGAACUUAAUCCGUUCUGGAAAGUUGUUCGUUAUCCGAAAUGUUCGUUAUCCGAAACAAUUUUUUCCAUAAGAAAUAAAGGAAAUCGAUUUAAUUGGU